Messenger RNA from Rotaria sp. Silwood1, 1134 nucleotides. The record is from the annotation of a GenBank genome assembly. Lineage: Eukaryota; Metazoa; Rotifera; Eurotatoria; Philodinida; Philodinidae.
UUAUUGUCUUAGCUUUUAUGCUCACAAAAUCCAAAUUCAACUCGAAGAAGAUCAUUAAAUCGACAUAGUACAACUUCUGGACGUCGUCGUCGUGCAGUUUCUGAUUCAGUAUCACCAAUACCGACUGCACCACAUCGCACACGUAGUCCAUCGCCGACUGAAGAUGAUGAAGUACCAAAAGAACUUCAAUGUCCGAUAACCGGUGCACUUUUUCGUGAUCCUGUUGUUGCUAGUGAUGGUCAUACAUAUGAACGAGAAGCUAUUAUUCGUUGGCUUCAAAGAGAAAGAAUAAGUCCAAUUACACGUGAACCGAUGUCAAUUGAUAAACUGAAUCCAAAUCGGAUUGUGAAAAAAAUGGUUGAUGAUGUUCGUGCUGAGUGUCGACGAAAAAGAUUACUUUAUAAAUAUAAGUUGGAUGUUGAUAUAAAAAAAACUGAACAAAUACCUUUUAUAAAAACAACUACAAAAGCAUUUUAUCGAGCAGAAUGGCUGAAGGAAACUUCAUCAUCAAAUGACUCACAUAUUGUUCUUAUACAUUUAACUGGUGAAAAUGCAGAAAAAAUUGCAGAAAUUAAUUGUCGUAUGGGUGCACAUCCAAAUAUUGUUCGAGUUUUAGGUAGAGUUGAACAUAAGGAUACAGGUAUUCUUCUUGUACAAGAAAAUUUAUCUGAAAAAACACUUUCCCAAUUAAUGCAAAAUUCACAUCAGACAUUAUCAAUUAAUAUUAUUGAUAUAAUACUUUAUCAAAUUGCUUCGGCUCUUCAAUAUCUUAGUGAAGUUAAUAUUAUUCAUGGGAAUAUUACAUCUAAUAAUGUAUUUAUAUAUUACUUGGAUGAUGUACCAGAAAAUACUUUAAUUAAAUUAACAAAUAUUGGUGAUACAGAAUCGGAAGCAUCAUCUAAUGAAAUUCAUCCUGAAAAAUCUGAUAUAUAUGCAUUUGGUAAACUUGCUCGGGAGAUGUAUUUAUUACUGUCAGAAAAAAAUAAUCAAUAUUUAAAAGAACGAGAAAUUUUAUUUCAACGUUGUUUAUCACUUUAUCAAAAUGAACGACCAACAUUUAAUGAAUUGACAGAAGCUAUAAGUAAAUUUGUUCAUGAAGAUGAAUCUAUUUUAAAAUCUAAAUCACCUUCAUGA